AUGUUUCAUCAACAAAAGAAAUCAAAUUUGUUGAAGGAGAAAAGAAAAAGAGAUGAAAUGUUACAACUCUUUGACCACUUGAAAGUCAAAGUCAAUGAGGUGGCUUUAUGCAUUCAGUCAUUUCCUUUAACUUCUUUCAAAGCGAUCUAUCAUUCACAUGAUCCGGAACAUUUACAAUUAGUGCUAAAUGUAAAACCUGCAUUUGGAUUAUUCUUUUAUGCUCAACAGUUUUCAUAUAUUGCAGUAGCGUUUGUAGUAUAA
This is a messenger RNA of Clunio marinus, 261 nucleotides long. The record is from the annotation of a GenBank genome assembly. Lineage: Eukaryota; Metazoa; Arthropoda; Insecta; Diptera; Chironomidae.